Molecule: messenger RNA, 846 nt
Organism: Lachnellula hyalina
Lineage: Eukaryota; Fungi; Ascomycota; Leotiomycetes; Helotiales; Lachnaceae
Product: NAD/NADP-dependent indole-3-acetaldehyde reductase
Exons: 3
Coding region: 1-846 (281 amino acids)
Molecular function (GO): oxidoreductase activity
Source: RefSeq, a predicted model, not a curated record
AUGUCACCUAUUGAGCCUAUGAAUUGCAGGACUGAGCUAAUGGCUGUCAACCAACAAAUCCUUGCUUAUGGUACGGGAACAGCUUGGUUCAAGGACGUCGGCAACACGGACUUUGAUCCUAAGCUUGUCGAGUUGACAAAAACAGCCAUCCAAAAGGGCUAUUAUCAUCUAGACUGUGCAGAAAUGUAUGGCACGGAAGAUGAGGUUGGCGUUGCCAUCAAAGAUGAUGGCGUCGCCCGUCAAACACUCUUCAUCACCAACAAAGUUGCCCAAGGAAUCGACGAAAUCCCUGCGGCUAUUGAUCAGAGUCUGAAGAAGAUGCAGCUAGACUACUUUGACUUGCAACGCGCGUGGAAGGCGAUGGAAGAGUUGAAAAAGGCUGGCAAAGCAAAGUCGAUCGGUGUGAGCAAUUAUACACGCUCGAACCUCGAAGCGACUCUCAAAGGAGCAACGGACCCACCAGUCAUCAAUCAAAUUGAGUACCAUGCGUAUCUCCAGCGUUCGAACAACUAUAUACCCUGGAUGCGUGAGCAUGGCAUUCAAGUUGCAUCAUUCAAAGGCCUCACACCCGCCUUCCGAUGUCCCAAUGGACCGCUGAAAGAGCCAUUGAGUCGUAUGGCUAAGGCUCACAACACCACCGAGGCUGUUGUACUCCUUUCGUGGUUGAUGCAAAACAACGUUGUUGCUGUCACCACUACUACCAAGCCGGAAAGACUUGAUGAGUAUGCUCAAGCUUUGAAAAUCAAGUUGGGCCAGGAGGAUCUGGACGAGAUCACGAACGUAGGCGCUACAUAUCAUUUCCGCACCUCUUGGGGGGAACACUUUGAGGACGACGAUCGAUCCUAG